CUCUGCUGCAGGAUUACCACUAAUUAACUACGGUUACACCACAGAAGACCCUUCACCGUUUACUGUAAAACUGCUUUGUCUUCUCCGGAUUCUGCUCAUCCCACAUAAUCUGAAUCGGAAACUUACUUCACCUGCUGCAGAAAGCACUCAUUCUGCCACUACUCACGGGAUUACAACAAUCCAAUCAAACCCCCGAAACAGAGACAGAGCCUGGCACCUCAGGUUGGACCAGAAACCAGAAACCACAACCAGGACAAACCAGUUAGCCAGUCUAUCUCUGUAGAGCAGAUCACCGGGCCAGGACAGACCAGUAGAAAUCAGUAAAGGCCAUUGGAAAAGUUUGAUGGGACUGCUGCCGAUAGAUUCCCCUCAUCAUCAAAGAGAGACAAGAAAAAGACAGAGAGAGAGAAACCACAUGCCUCUGAGUCCGGCUGCUGACACCAAACAUGAUCGCCCGCGGCAACAGGCGGUUACAAACGGCAACCCGACAGGCUCUGCUGUUGCCAGGGACGACGACGCGGAUGACACGCCCCCUGGAAACAGUGUUGUCGUCCGCAUUGGCAUCCCGGACCUGCAGCAAACGAAGUGUUUGCGGUUGGACCCAGAGUUACCAGUUUGGACCAGUAAGCAGAGGGUUCUGGUGACGUUGACUCAGUCUCUGUCGGAUGUUUUGAACUAUGGUCUCUUCCAGCCGGCGUUCAACGGCCGAGCCGGAAAGUUUCUGGACGAGGAGCGGCUGCUGAAGGAGUAUCCUCUCCCUCCCAUCACGCCCAUCCCGUACCUGGAGUUUCGUUAUAAAAGGAGAGUUUACACGCAGAGCUACGUGGACGAUAAGCAGCUGGCCAAGCUGCACACCAAGGCCAACCUGAAGCGCUUUAUGGAACAUGUUCAUCAGAAGAAUGUGGAGAAGGUUUCCAAAUGGUUGGAAAAGGGCCUGGACCCAAACUUCCACGACUCAGACACCGGGGAGUGUCCUCUGACUCUGGCGGUCCAGCUGGAGGAGAGCGCCGACUUGAUUAAAGUCCUUCGCAGUGGAGGCGCUCACCUGGACUUCAGGACCAGAGACGGUAUCACCGCUCUGCAUCGGGCCGUGCUCUGCAGGAACAGCUCGUCUCUCACUACUAUGCUGGACCUCGGAGCGUCUCCAGACUACAAGGACAGCAGAGGCUUGACUCCUCUUUAUCACUCUGCCAUGGUGGGUGGCGCCCCCUACUGCUGCGAGCUGCUGCUGCAGGACCACGCCACCAUCGGGAUGGCUGAUGAGAACGGAUGGCAGGAAAUCCACCAGGCAUGUCGCUAUGGUAACGUGCAGCACUUGGAGCACCUGCUGUUCUACGGCGCUGACAUGAGUUCCCAGAAUGCAUCGGGAAACACCGCACUGCACCUCUGUGCUCUCUACAACCAGGACAGCUGUGCCAGAGUGCUGCUGUUCAGAGGAGCAAAUAAGGACAUCAAAAACUACAACAACCAGACUGCCUUUCAGGUAGCAAUAAUUGCUGGGAACUUUGAUCUUGCAGAAAUCAUUAAGAUCCAUAAAACCUCCGACGUUGUACCCUUCAGAGAAACUCCAUCCUACACAAAGCGCCGCAGAGGUGGUGUGACCAAGACGCUGGGUGGAAACGGUCUGUCCUCCCCGCGCUCUCUGAUUCGCUCAGCUAGCGACAACGUUCUGGAAAGCCCCGCCUCCUCUCCUGGACCCUCCCUCCAAAGCCUGGAAACGCACCACGACACGCACACGCACUCGCUACGACGACACACCCGCCGGCUCAGCCCGAGUGGUGGGGGUCAUGUGGAGACCAGCCCCCCCUCCUCCCCUCCCCCGACUCCCCAGAUGAGGAAGAGGAGGCUGUACAGCGCCGUACCAGGGCGCACCUUCAUCGCCACCCGGUCCCACGUGCCCCAGGGGCCCGGAGAGAUCCAGCUGCACCGAGGAGAGAGGGUCAAAGUUCUGUCUAUCGGGGAAGGAGGAUUCUGGGAAGGAAACGUUAAAGGAAGAACUGGAUGGUUUCCUGCUGACUGUAUUGAAGAAGUCCAGAUGAGACAAUACGACCCACGACUGGAGACGAGGGAGGACCGCACAAAGAGACUGUUCAGACAUUAUACUGUAGGAUCCUACGACAACUACACCUCCUACAGUGACUAUGUCAUCGAGGAGAAGACGGCCGUGCUGCAGAAGAGAGAGAGCGAGGGAUUCGGCUUCGUCCUCAGAGGAGCUAAAGCCGAGACCCCCAUCGAGGAGUUCGCCCCCACCCCGGCGUUCCCCGCCCUCCAGUACCUGGAGUCAGUGGACCAGGGGGGCGUGGCCUGGAGGGCCGGGCUACGCACUGGAGACUUCCUCAUAGAGGUGAACGGGACCGACGUGGUGAAGGUGGGUCACCGGCAGGUCGUCUCUCUGAUCCGACAGGGCGGCAGUCGACUGCUGAUGAAGGUUGUAUCCGUUUCCCGGAAAUCUGAAUCCAACCUGAUCAGGAAGAAAGCUCCUCCCCCUCCAAAACGAGCCCCCAGCACCUCGUUGACACUCCGAUCCAAGUCCAUGACCGCUGACCUGGAGGACAUAGAGAAACUGGAUGAGAUGUUGGCCGGGGGUCAACAGGAAGUUGUUCUAAGGGCCCGUCCGUCAGACGACUUCAGAGCGGCGACGGUGAAACAGAGACCGACCAGCCGCCGAAUAACACAGGCAGAGAUUAACUCGUUGUUUGAGCGUCAGGGUCUGGUGCCCCCCUCAGCUCCAGAGAAAAGCACCAUGGCUUUACCCCGAGGAAUGUCCAGAACCAAGAGCUUUGGCACACCUGAUGACGACAGGAUCACCGCUCUGAUCAACGAAAGUCGGUUUCCUCGGAGCUCGUCCCUGACGGACAGCUUCAUCCCUCCUCCUCCUCAGAUGGCUCCUCCUCCUCCUCCGUCGGCUUCCUCCUCCACCUCCUCUCUCUUCCUCCUGGACUCUGGCCCCCCUCCCUCCUUCCUCCCCCCUCCUCCCCCGGCCAGAGGGGAGGGGCUAACCCGCUCUAGCUUCAAGCCGGGCGCGGAGCCGAGGCUCCAGGAGCUCUCCGAUUCGCCGACGCGGAGCCACGCCCACGCCGAGCGCCAGAGGAAGGCGAGGUCGAUGAUCAUCCUGCAGGACACGCCGCCGCAGCUGCAGCCUGACGCGCACGCCGUGGCCGCCACGCACUCGCUGCACACCGCCACGCACACCGCCACGCACACGCUUCACACCGCCACGCACACAUCCACGCUGUCUCUCCACAGCACCAGCCCGGCCCUCGGCCACUCACCUCUGUCACGCCGCCGGGGACGGCCAAUAGAAAACCCUUACGCGAACGUGGGACAGCAGGCUCCGCCCUCCAAGCCGCAGAGGAGGAAGUCACCUUUGUUGAAACAACUUCCUGUAGAGGAGCAGGGACUUGGAAUCAGAGAUCAAGAUUUGCUGAGAGUAGACGGAGGCGGCAGCCCCAGCAGGGCCGAGCUGUACCAGCAGCAGGUUCUCUCAGAGCGCGCUCGGGUUCAGGGUCGCAGGUCGUCUCUCUUCCUGUCUGUGGAGGGAGCCGGGUCCGAAAACCAGGUGCCCCUCCUCACUCAGAGCCACUCGAUGGACGACCUCGGCGAGCUUCCCCCUCCAGCUCCGGUCCUGUCGCCCUCGCCGACGCCUCACACCUUCCUGCACCCACUGACGGGGAAACCUCUAGACCCCUCGUCUCCACUCGCCCUGGCUCUCGCUGCACGAGAACGAGCGCUCACUGCCCGCACGCCGAGCCCCGAGCCUCGACUGAAACACGCAUCUGCCUCCACCACGCCCAUCCCCACUCCAGCCGCGAGCCCCGAGGGAAGACACAAGCGCACCCCUAUCCCCACCCCGCAGGGCAGCCCCGAGCCGCGGUCCAAACGCGCCACCCCUCAGACGAGCCCCGAGCAGCGAACCAAGCGCACCACUCCCCAGACCAGUCCCGAGCUGAGGCACAAACGCAUAACCCCGCCAAUUUUCCCAGACGGACAAGUGGAGCGCCCCGAGACGGAGGGAGGAUUGACAUCACCUGCCGCCCCCUCCCCUGAGCGCUGGAGACCCAGCCCCUUGCCAGCCCUGGCCAAUGAGAGCCACCCGGCUCUGAUUGACAGGCGCAGAAGCCUCACAGUGGGCAGCUCAGAGGAGGAGGGCGGGGCUUACACCGUAACACUCCCACCGGCGCUGCUGUCGUCCAGCGACGAGGAGACGAGGGAGGAGCUGCGCAGAAUCGGCCUGGUGACUCCACCCGCUGCUUUCGCCACUCCUCCCGCCCUUCCUCCCCCGUCAUCCCUCAUACUGUUGCCACGGCGAAAUGAGGAGGAAGGAGGUGACGAGCGGCUCCACGACAGCUCGUCCUCCCCCAGCUCGCUCCCUCCCUCCAUCACCUUGGCCUCCCCUCCCGCUCCCUCCUCCCCCUCCUCCCCUCCCGCUGCUCACCCUUCUCCCUCCUCCCCAGCCACCUCCCCGAUCGGCCUCAAGCCGCGCCUCCGUUCGCCCAUCGGGCGCGGCCGAUCCGCGCUCCGGGAUCCGCUGCUGAAGCAGUCGUCGGACAGCGAGCUCCUCCCGUCCGCCGCGUCCUGCUCCUCCCCCUCCUCCCCCCUCUGCUCCUCCCCCACCGGCGGCGGCGGCGGACGGCAGCCGCGCUAUCUGUUCCAGAGGAGGUCCAAGCCAGGGGCGGGGUCGACCGCUGUGGGGGCGGGGCUUCGGGCGGACGAGGCGGGCUUCAGCCCGGACGAAGGGGGACGUCCGGCAGCUCUGGGAGGUCAGGGGGCGGGCUCAGCCGCGGAUCUGACCAAUCGGUCGGCCUCAGCGCUGGAGCUGAGUGGCAGGGCCGGCUCCGGACUGGAUCUGGCCAAUCGGCUGCAGCUGCUCAACAAAGACAGCCACUCUCUGGGGGAGGAGCCGAGUCCACUCGAUCCGGGCCGCAGGUCGCCAGUAGGAGGCGCCAGGUUGUUCUCCAGUCUUGGGGAACUCCACACUAUCUCCCAGCGAGGAUUUGGCCCCAGCUACACAGUCCGACCAGGAAGCCGCUACCCUGUAACCCGCCGGAGCCCCUCCCCCUCUCCCUCCCCAUCCGAUAGGUCAAUAGGGCUCGCCUCCUCCCCCACCACCUGCCCUGAAAGGCCAGAUCUGAGCUCGGGUCGCAGCCUAACCAUCCUAAAGUCGUCCAGUCUCAGCCUCCCCUCGGAACCCAAGGAGGUUCGGUUUGUGAUGCGAAGCGCCAGCGCACGAACCAGGUCUCGUUCGCCCUCUCCUUCGCCCCACGCCUCUCCCUGCCCCUCCCCGGUCCUCAGCGGGCCCCUGUUGGCUCUUCGGCCAUGGAGGCAGCGGCCCCUCAACUUGUGGAAUAAAUAUGACGUGGGCGACUGGCUGGAGAGCGUGGGCCUGGCCGAACACCGCCAGCGCUUCCAGGAGCACGAGAUCGAAGGCUCCCAUCUGCCCGCCCUCACCAAGGAGGACUACGUGGAGCUGGGCGUCACCAGACUGGGACACCGAAUCAACAUCGAGAGGGCGCUCAGACAGCUGCUGGAUGGCUCCACUUGACCCCUGACCUCUGGACAUCCUGUGACCUCAUAACCUCUGGUCAGACACUAGGCCAUCUCUCUUUGACUAGAAUAUCUUAGCAGUGACUGAAUCUUUAGACCUUUUUACCAACGUGGAGCCCAGCUAUCUGAGUGACCUCGAAGACAUUUUGGCUUAUCAGCUCUUUUGAUCAACCCAAACCAAGUGGUAGCACCAAGGUCCGUGUCCAGUAUUUAACUUUAGUUUUCAGUUUAGACCUACAAGAUUUAGUUUGUCCUCUGUUAACAUCUAGUGCCUCCUAUUUGAGCCGUAAAAGCCCUCAACCAAAUUUGUAAUUCCUCUAUUUAAAAGACAACAAAUUGGAAAAGAUUCCACCGAGCGUUAGCCUGGUUGCUCUGUAGUAGGCUGGGUUUUCUUACCAAAAGUGCAAGUCAAACAAUGCACAGAACAUGGCUAUGAUUUGCAAUGGAGAGACCAGCUGUAAGGCAUGCACUGCACUCAUUUUCCACCAGGUUUUGCAGGCAAAGUUCAAGUACAUUGAACUUUACAUCUCCAACACAUUAGAUUCUGGCAUUAACGGGAGAUUUAAGUAAAGGCGACAAUUAACGGGAGAGAACUAUGUUUAUUUCACACUACAUUGCACAAACUAUUUUCUCUUAUGGUUUGUUCACACAGAGGCGAAGCGAAUAUUUGCGUCAAUUUGAUCGUGGGAACAUAUUGGGAAUAUUUGCGCGUAAUCGCGUUACAGUUCUUCCCGCAAGACGACAAACAAAUAAUGUUCGCCUCUUUGCCUUGUUCGCUUUGUGCAAAUUUGCGUCAGGCGAUAGGAACAAAUCCCGACAGAUCCAUUUCUGGCAGUAUAUCAACAUAAAAUCCAAUAUUAACUCUAUAAAUGAUUCUCCAACACCCAAAGAUAUUAAUUUUACUAUGGUAGAAGACUAACAAAACAAGCUGUUCUGCUGAUCCCAACGGUCGACAUUGAUCAAAGAGCUGACAAACCAAUUACUAAUAUAAUGAGACGGGUUAUUUUCCUCGUGCCACCCUGCUUCCCCAGACGAGUUUAGCUGGGCGAUUAGCGAGCUACUGGGAGUCUCAACCUUAACAACAACAACAACAACAACAAUGGGAGAUUAGCUGAGGACAUUUCUCCGUCUUUCUUGUGACUUAGCUUAUUCUUUUUCUUCUUUUUUUUUUUUUAAAUAUCACUCAUGAAGAAUUU
Messenger RNA from Perca flavescens (yellow perch), 6740 nucleotides. It is a transcript of the gene shank3b, whose product is annotated as SH3 and multiple ankyrin repeat domains 3b. The record is from RefSeq and is a predicted model, not a curated record. The transcript has 27 exons. Gene Ontology annotation, molecular function: ionotropic glutamate receptor binding; synaptic receptor adaptor activity. The coding region runs from base 344 to 5542 and encodes 1732 amino acids. NCBI's taxonomy places the organism in Eukaryota, Metazoa, Chordata, Actinopteri, Perciformes, Percidae. Gene Ontology annotation, cellular component: postsynaptic density; dendritic spine; postsynaptic membrane.